Spinacia oleracea (spinach) is the source of this 2149-nucleotide messenger RNA. RefSeq names its product BTB/POZ domain-containing protein At5g03250. Gene Ontology annotation, molecular function: protein binding. Bases 235 to 2148 code for a protein of 637 amino acids. NCBI's taxonomy places the organism in Eukaryota, Viridiplantae, Streptophyta, Magnoliopsida, Caryophyllales, Amaranthaceae. The record is from RefSeq and is a predicted model, not a curated record. The transcript is spliced from 4 exons.
UACCAACCUUAAGACUCGCAACUUGUUAAUCUCAUUUAGAUGUCUUCUAUGUUGUAUUAUUUCUUUUUUUUUUUUUUUUUAUGGUAGGAAAUUAAAAAUUAAUUACAAAUAAAACACCCCAGUUUUCUUUUGCUCUCACUCAUUUUGACAUUUGCUUAUCUUUUUUUUUCUUUCUCUCUAUCUUUGUUGUUCAGUUAAUGGUUAAUUAGUGUGUUCAUCAUCUCUAGAUUACACAUGGCAUGCAUGAGAAUUGGGUCUAAAUCGGACUCGUUACGUCGCGAAGGCCAAGCUUGGCAUUGUUCAUCUGGCUUAGCAAGUGAUGUUACCAUUGAAAUCGGAGAAAUAUCAUUUCACUUACACAAGUUUCCGUUAAUCUCAAGAAGUGGGCUAUUAGAGAAGAGGAUUGAAGAGUUGACAAGUGAAGAUGGAUCAAACUGCGUAGUGAAACUGGAUCAAGUACCUGGUGGAUCAAAGACAUUUGAAGUUGUUGCCAAAUUUUGUUAUGGAAUGAAGAUAGAGAUUAAUUCCUCCAAUGUAGUAUCACUACGAUGUGCAGGAGAAUACCUUGAAAUGAGUGAAGAAUAUGGAGAGGGAAAUCUUGUUGCCCAAACUGAGGCCUUUUUCAGUGAAGUAUUCAGCAGUUGGACAGAUUCAAUGCAAGCUCUUGUGACGUCUGAACAAGUUCUCCAACAAGCUGAGGAAGCUCAUGUUGUUUCGAGGUGCAUAAACUCUUUAGCUAUUAAAGCAUGUUCAGACCCAAGCUUAUUUGGUUGGCCAGUUAGUGGACAACUUAAGAAUUCCAAGGAGAAGUCUCUGUGGAACGGGAUUUCUUCUGCAAACAAAUCACACAUUACUAGUACUACUACUAGUAGUAAUACUACUACUGCUGCUACUGCUACUGCUACUGCUGAUGAUUGGUGGUACGAGGAUGCAUCUUCUCUUAGUUUUUCACUUUAUAAGAGGCUUAUUAAAGCUGUUGAAGCAAGGGGAAUGAAACCCGAAAGAGUUUCUGGUUCAAUCAUGUUUUAUGCUACCAAGAAUAUUCCUCUUUUCAAUAAACAACUUGAAAAUGAUACUGCAAAGCAAGGAUCAGAGGCUUCCACUGCUCAUUCGUCUGAGGUUGACCAAGGGAACCUUCUUGAAGAUAUAGUAAAUCUACUUCCUGCACAAAAAGGCGUUACACCAACCAAGUUUUUUCUUAGAUUACUCAAAACAGCUAUCAACUUACAUUGCAAUCCUCCUUGUUUGGAAACUUUGGAGAAAAGAGUAGGAGCACAACUAGACCAAGCCACUUUGGUAGAUUUGCUUAUUCCAAACACAGGAUAUGCGUUGGAAACUUUGUAUGAUAUAGAUUGUGUUCAGAGGAUUGCUGAUCAUUUCAUGAAAAUGCAGUUAGGUGUAUCAGAAACAUCUUCUCCAACAACAGCAGAAGAUGGUGUGCACUUGAUAAAUGCAUCUGAAUCUAUUGCUUCCAUGACUUUGGUGGCUCAACUUGUCGAUUCUUAUCUUGCUGAAGUUGCCCCAGAUGUCAAUGUUAAGCCUCCCAAAUUCCAAGCUCUUGCUGCUGUCAUUCCUGAUUAUGCAAGGCCUAGAUACGAUGCUUUCUACCAUGCUGUUGAUAUCUAUCUCAAGGCACACCCAUGGCUCACAGAGUCAGAGAGAGAACAAAUUUGCAGGUUGAUGAAUUGUCAGAAGCUGUCACUAGAAGCCAGUACUCAUGCAGCACAAAAUGAAAGAUUGCCACUUAGGAUGGUAGUCCAAGUCCUUUUCUUUGAACAACUAAGGCUUCGAACUCAGAUCUCUGGAUGGUUUUUCUUAUCUGAUAAUGUUGAUAGCUCGCAAAAUAGGGAUCAGGAUGAGAUUGUAGACCAGGAUCGAGCUUUGGUGGUUGCCGGUGACGUCAGGAACCGUGUUUCUGAGCUUGAGAAGGAGUACCAAACUAUAAAAAAAGAAAUACAGAAAAUGGCCAAGACCAAGAAAAAAUGGAGCAUAUUUUCUAGAAUGUUUGCCAGACCAAAACCGCGAGCUACUGUUCAGUUGAUCCAUCCAAAACCCGCUCUUAUAAAAGCGCAACAUUCAUCUCUUCUCAAAAACCAAGAGUUGGAAAAUAAAAAAUUUCCAGAAAUAGAAAAUACAAAUCAAAAUUAGA